CAAUAGGAAUUCUGGUAGAUGUAGAUCACUGCCAGAUGAAGACUGGACUCAGGUAAAUUGUUUUUUUCCAAGCAAAUAAUCUACCUGGAUGUCACAGAUUGUCUCCAUUAACAUACUGACUUUCCAGGGAGAAUCUCUUAGGGCAAAACUCCUCCUUCAGCUUGAAAUUGUCACUCUGCCCUUGGUUUUGUUAUUAUAAAUUUAAAUUAUUAGAAAAUGGAAAUGAGAUCCUUUUCAGAAUAAUUUGAAGAGAAAACAAUUCCCCUCCAAUUAUCUAAUUCCCUUCUAAUUUUACUACAUUGGUUUUGUUUUGGGAGAAAAACAAUUUCAUUUCACAUACAACAUUGUCUAUUUUAUCUUGAUCUUCUAUUUAUUCCUCAUUGGAUCAUGAAAUGUCCCCCUGUCCAUUCAUAUAAAAGUUAAAAUUUUCCUCAUAACUCAUUUGUUUUAUAUCACCUUUUGUAUCUAACUCAUGUACCCUUUCAGAGUUUACUUUGUUAUGGUAUGCAAGACAUUGGUCCAUCCCUAGUUUUUGCCAGACAAAUUUUCAUUAUUCCUAGCAAUUGUUGUCAGGAAAUGAGUUCUUACCUUUGAAAGUGAAUAAGCCUCCUCAUUUUACAUGUGAGAGAACUAAGGUAAAAACAUAGGAUAUGGCAGGGCCAUGAUUUGAACCCAGGUCUUCUGACUCCAAAAUCACAAAUUUUACACUGCCAGUAAAAAAAAAAAAGUGUAUAUGGCUAGAGUUAUCCUCAGAGUUUCAUUGCUGGGUUCUUUCUGCUGCAUUUUCCUCUGAGGAAGAAGUAGAACAGGGCCACUUAGAAUAAUGGGGAUGAUCAUGAUCAUGAUCAUCAAAAUAACUAGCAUUUAGAUAGAACUUUAAGGUUUACAAAGCAUUUUCUCUCAUUUGAAUAACAUUUCCAAGGCUCAGACAAUGGGUUAUCUUUCCCACUGUACGGUAUCACGACCCUCAUACUACAAGAUUUUCACUCUCGACUUCACCAUCACCAACAUGUUGUACAAACCAGAGAUGGGCGAAAGUGGUUCCAGCACAUUCGAGGCCACUGAGCAUGUCCUGAAGAACCUGCUUAAGGUAUUGUUUGAAAGGAGCAGCCUUGGCUCUCAGUAUUCUGGAUGCAGUGUGAUCUCAUUGAGGUCUCGAAAUAAUGGGACAGCAACAGGAGUGGAUGUGUAUUGCAUUCUUAAGGAAGUCUCUGCCAGCGCUGUCCUGGAAAAAGAGAAAGUUUACUGGGAGUUGACUGAACAGCUCUUUAGAAGAAAGCUAAGCCACUUGAUUAUAGACAAAGACAGCCUCAGUGUGGAUGGGUAUAAUCGUAAGAUGACACUCUUCAGAUCCAGGAAGGGUUUGUUUAAACCUAAUAUCCACAAGGACAUGAAGCAGGAAAUGGAGAGGGCAGGAGAGACAAAGUCCCAAGUAUCAGAGAGUGAGAAUGAUGUAGGGCCCUUCACCCAUAUCCCAGACCAUGCAGCACCAGGAGACAUGACAUCAGUGAACAGUGAAUCUACUGUUGGUGCCAUGGUAUUCUCUACUGAGACUUCAGGGUCACUGAAGAAAGUGAGUGGAUCUGACCAGGGAAGAGAACCAACAGACUCCACCAGUAUCCCAAUGACUGGCUUCACUGGAAGAGAUUCCAUUACAGACACUGAAACAGACAUACGUGUCAUGGAGACAACUCCAAGAGCCACAGUCACUCAAGCCCCACUUCUCACUGCGCCCACUGAGCAGGUGACCUCAUCCCUGGGAUGCACAAGAGAACUGUGUCCUCUCCCACUUCACCCUUAGCUCCAAGUGAGAUAUCCUCUGGAGUCACCAUGGCCAUUGCGAGGCCCUCACUCUACAUGACUCCAGUAGAACCCACAGCUAGCCCUGGCUCCAGUAGUCCCUUAAACAUCAGCCUAUCUGGAACAAUGUUUUCUACACCCCUUGCAGACACACCUAUAGCUGAAAUAACUCUUGGAGAGAGUUCUAGCACCCCCCUCUUCUCUAUGGUCCACUCCAGUUGAUUCUUUCAAUAUUGCUGUCUUGGUCCCAGGAACUGAAAUCACCUCCAUUGUGCCUCUAUAUUCACUUCCAGCAGCCUCAAGUGCCACAGAAACCACACCAAAUCCUGAAUUGUCAGUGAGACCUACCACACUAGAGCCAGGCUUAGCUGCCCUAACUUCCACUGCUCCCAGCAUCUUUCCAACACCGUCUGGAGAAGACACAAACACCUCAUUGGUGUCUAUAGAAGGACCAACAGAAGAUAAAACAGUGUCCAGCACCUUCCCAGCGAAUGCAGACACCCCUGGUAUCACUCACAGGGAGCACUUCUUCACAGGUCCUGGAAUAACUUUUCAACCUGACAUGGCCUCUACUUCUCUGCCCAAUUUAAGUGAAGGGACCAGUUACUCCAAAACUGUCCCCUCACCCCCUUUAGAGAGUAGGAAAAGCACUGCCAUGGUUGGAGUCCAGAUAAGCCUAGCUGAACUUCUCACUCCAGAGUCCAAGAAGCCCACCCCUGCUGAGGGUUCACUCUCUGUUGGACCAGUGACUGAAUUUAGCAGCAGGGAAAGUGUACAUUUACAGAAUAGCUUGGCCCCCAGCAUCACCCCAGAAUGGGAGACCAGUAGACCAGGCAGGACUACAGAGUCAGAUAUCAGCACACUCAUCCCUGGCAAUUUUCAUCCUUCUGAGGGCACUGCUGACCUCAUAUCAAGCCCAGUGGAAGACUCCAGCCCAAAGCCAGCUGUCUAUACCUCUCCACCCCACACCUCAGGUACUACAGGGACCAGGACUGGAGACGAGACAGACUCAUCCUUGGUGUUGACUACACCAGCACCUGCUGUCGCUAUCAGCAGCAUCUCUGGGGCUCUCCUUGGUACAAGAACAGUGGUUCCAUGGUCUUCGAAUUCAGCUGAAGCUACAGAUCUUACCAUGAAUCGCCUUGAUCCUAUAUCCAUGUUGCCAUCCAAAUUCUCCACUUCUUCUCCUGUAACAUUUUCAGGGGUUACUUACAAGACUGAAGACAAGAGCUCCAAUGUUCCUGGGACUGACAGCAUAAGUAUCAUCUUCAGCAGCAAGGUCACAGACAGGGUCUCUCUCCAUCCUGAGAUCAUUCCUAACCAAAAUCU
Monodelphis domestica (gray short-tailed opossum) is the source of this 3129-nucleotide messenger RNA. The record is from RefSeq and is a predicted model, not a curated record. NCBI's taxonomy places the organism in Eukaryota, Metazoa, Chordata, Mammalia, Didelphimorphia, Didelphidae.